Anarrhichthys ocellatus (wolf-eel) is the source of this 1536-nucleotide messenger RNA. RefSeq names its product actinodin2 (gene and2). Lineage: Eukaryota; Metazoa; Chordata; Actinopteri; Perciformes; Anarhichadidae. The record is from RefSeq and is a predicted model, not a curated record. The coding region runs from base 1 to 1536 and encodes 511 amino acids. The transcript is spliced from 5 exons.
AUGGCCCGUGUUGGACGACCAUCGCUUUUCCUGAUCCACACAGGAUUCCUGUUGGCUAUUGUUUUACUACCAGAGUUUCUGGGGGCCGUUCCAGUGGAGCAGCGCAGGCAGGAGGAAGUGCCUGCAGUGUCUGAUGAUGAUAACAUGGAGAACCUGAAUAUGCUGGUUCGCAACAGAAGGAACGUCCCCGUCUUAGCUGUGCCCCAGUUCAAACGCCUGCCGGACUUCUGGGGAUGGUACAAGUACUUCAUGCAAAGCCAGAACCAGGAGGGAGUUGAGGAUCUGGAUCGUCUGUACAUGGCCUACCUGCAGAACAAGCACAGAUCAGAGGAGGCCCCAACUUUCAACCACUACCUCAAGCACCUUAGCGCAAUCUACAAGUCGUGCGCCGAUUCUGAUGAUCCAGAGUGCAUCUCCGAGUCCACCAGCAAGCCAAAGGCUGCGUUGGUGAUGCCCGCCCCCAUCAAGUCUGCUGCCAUCAAGAUGUGCAACCCUUACCUCGACCCCUACUGCCUCUACCCCCUUCUCCCCAAUGCUGCUGCCCCGCAGCCUGAGCUAGCUCCAGCCAAGGUGCCAGCCCCCAUCUUCACCCCCAUGCUGCCCAUGCCCAUGAAGACCCCCACUGGCUUCUACCACUACGCCCCCGUCCUGGAGCCUUUUCUGAGUGCAGAUCAGAGGUCUGAGCUGCUGAGGAUCUGCAACCCCGAAGAUGUGGAGUGUCUGCAGUAUCAUCUGAGGGCAGCUUAUGGCUACCGCCCAGCCACUGGCCCAGCCCCAUCCUAUGCUGCCCUUAAAUGUGACCCAAGGGACCCCUACUGCAUGCCCCCCCUGGUCCACAAAGCCCCCACUGGCUUCUACCACCUACUCUACCCCAGCUGUGACCCAGCGGUCGAUCCCUUGUGUGUGACCAACGUCGCUGCCCCCCUUGCUGCAGAGGAGGCCCCUAAAGAGCAACAAUGCAACCCACUCUUUGACGGAGGCUGCAACCCCCUGACCGCAACCAAGCCCGUGCUCGAGUACGCACCCCAUGACGAGCCCGCACAUCCUGCUGCUCCUCUGGCCUGCGACCCUCGCACUAACCCGUUCUGCAUACUGGCAGCUGCCGCUGCCCUGCGCAACCCUGCUCCGCAGAUGCCCGAGCACCAGGUCCGCUACAAGCUGGGCGUCCGCGGCAAGACCAUGGAGGGCUACGACUGCUAUGUGCACUAUGACAAAGACUGCACCCCGGUGAAGUCUGGCUACGAGGCCAAGGCUCCAGCCAAGCCCUUCUGCCAUCCGUUCGACCCCAACUGCGGCAAGUUUACUGCACCCUCCGGCGUUAGGGCCCCGAAGCCAGCCAAGGAUGGCAUAAUCCUGCCCGACCCCGACUGCGACCCCGAGCUCGACUACCACUGCCGCCUACGACGCGCCGAGCCCGCCGCUGUUAAUGAUGAGCCCGCCGCCGCUGAGGAGGAAGCUGCUGACGAGCCUGCCAAGGAGGCCGCCGUCCCACGGUUUGAUGACUUCCUCAGGGGCGUCAUGAGCCAGUACAAGUAG